AUGCUACGCACUCGAAACCUGGUCUUCUUCGCAGAGACACCAGCCGGCAUUCAGACCUGUAAUGGGGAAGAGGCUCAGGCGAGGGAUGACUCGCUGCUCAAGUUCUUUGUGACUCAGACUCUGAAGAGAUUGGAGAAGAUUCUCUGCAGUUUUUUCGACCCAGAGUUUCUGAGAAGCCCCAAGAGAAUGGAAAUGCCGGAAGGGGGUUUCCUAAAAUAG
Molecule: messenger RNA, 219 nt
Organism: Podarcis lilfordi (Lilford's wall lizard)
Lineage: Eukaryota; Metazoa; Chordata; Lepidosauria; Squamata; Lacertidae
Source: the annotation of a GenBank genome assembly